This is a messenger RNA of Volvox carteri f. nagariensis, 936 nucleotides long. It is a transcript of the gene spr1, whose product is annotated as cortical microtubule associated protein SPIRAL1. Gene Ontology annotation, cellular component: cortical microtubule, transverse to long axis. Bases 78 to 563 code for a protein of 161 amino acids. The record is from RefSeq and is a predicted model, not a curated record. The transcript has 6 exons. NCBI's taxonomy places the organism in Eukaryota, Viridiplantae, Chlorophyta, Chlorophyceae, Chlamydomonadales, Volvocaceae. Gene Ontology annotation, biological process: cortical microtubule organization.
UCUCCUUUAGAUCAGAAGGUGAAUUUAGUGUUAGUCUCAUCGCCUCUAGCCUAGUAUACAUCAUCACGUCAGCGAAAAUGAACAGCGCCGAGGUCGACGCCCUGCUCAAGCCCCUUACCAUCAAGGAUCUGCGUGUUCAACUUCGCAUGCGUGGCUUGAGUCCAGCUGGUGGCCUGGAGGCCUUGCGAGACCGCCUCAAGGAGAACAUGCUCGAGACCAAGGAUUUCUCUUUCAAGACUGAGUCAGGAGAGGAUAUGGCCGUUGUCCAGGUCACUGCCGGUCAGGCAUCCAAGGACGUCGCCGCUGGCAAAGGCCAAAACAAUUAUUCUAGGCCGGCCGGGCAAAACGUAGGAAACUUCAUCACUGACCGUCCAAGCAGCCGUGUUCUGGCGGCACCCGGAGGCGCAUCGCAGAUCGUCUUCGGCGAUAGCGAGCCCCCCAAGGCCUCGUCGAACAACUACUCAAGACCUGCGGGUCAGAAUGUCGGAAAUUUCUUGACAGACAAGCCGUCGUCCAAGGUAUCGGCACCGCCGGGUGGUGCAUCCCAGAUCAUCUUCGGUUAAAUCUCAAGUUACAGAUUUCAAGCUCGUGACGUUUGCUUUAUGGAUAAGGACUUUUGACGACAGCAUUGAUUCACACGCAAUGUGUUGUGUUUUCUUGUUGUACGUGUAUGCAUUCUGCGGGUAGAAGCUCUGAUUGGUAAUGGGCAGCAGUAGCAGUAUUUCGCAGGGCACUGGAGUGGUGACACGCAGUAGUGACGUAGCCAGAUGCAGCGCGUAAAUCAGGAUGUAGAUGCAGCAUGACCUUCACAUUUUUUGACUCGAUGACCUGUCGGCGUGGAAUGUACAUAUAUUAUCGCGUUCGUGAACGCUAUGCCAAGCGCAACUAGACUUCCUGCUGACCAUGUGCAGCGUUUUGUAAAAUGGAGUUGAUGCG